AUGAAAGAUCAAACUUCAAGUCUGCCUAAUUUUCAACCAGGAACAAGCCUAGCGAAUGCGAUUGGUGACCGGCUAUCAAUAGAUGAUUCCAACGAAACUUUCCAAGCGAUGUCGUCAAUAGUAAGUCGAACCGAGUCCAAUCACGACAGCGAAGGACGAUCGAUAACUGAAUUAGAAAAUCUGAAAUAUAAAACAGAGUUGUGUCGCAAUUUUUCUAUCUAUGGUUUAUGCUCCUAUUUAUCACGCUGUCAGUUUGCACAUGGAUACGAAGAAUUACGUUCUCGUACACGACAUCCGAAGUACAAAACUGAACUGUGUCGAAAUUUUCUUUUGGGACAUUGUAAAUACGGCACACGAUGUCAGUUUUUACAUAAAACAGAAGAUAUCAAAGGAAACUCCCACACAAAUGAGUCUAUAGCAGCGAUAGGAACGUAUUUAUUGACAAAUCUACUCGCUCAAUCAGCUGUUCUAACGAACUUGAACUCGACACUUAUUACUCCUCCAUUUCAACCGCCCGAUCGAAUGUCACUUCCGUAUCAUUGCGGCAUCGGAAUGCAGCAACUUCAUUUGUCUCCGAAUCUCUUUCACAGAGCAUCUCUUCCACAAAAUCAAAACAACAAUGAUUAUCCGACGUACGAUUUUUCCGGUGAAGUCGGUCGAAAACUUAUCUAG
This is a messenger RNA of Adineta ricciae, 672 nucleotides long. NCBI's taxonomy places the organism in Eukaryota, Metazoa, Rotifera, Eurotatoria, Adinetida, Adinetidae. The record is from the annotation of a GenBank genome assembly.